AAUAUCUAAAUGAAAAUUGUCUUCAAGAUUAAGGGACUGGUUCCACAUUAGUCGUAACCCAGUUUGAAAACCUUUUCUCAUAGAUUCCUUUCACCACGUCAUCGCCAUCAAUUCACUCUUAUCUCUUGGUCCUAUGUUAUUAAGCCGUAGGACUCUUUUAGUAAUUUCGCUCUACUUUUCAAAGAACAAAAAGUUCAGGCCAGUAGGGAGUAAAGGGCCUUUAGCACUGUUGAAAAUCCCUAAACACAUAAAAGCAACCAACUUCACAGCAAAUAUAAUUUCAUUUAAAUUUCCAGCUUUGGAUAUUUGCCUCUCCUUGAUUUUAAAGAUAUCCCAAGACUCUUUUUACCAAGAUUUUUACCAAGUACCAGAUUUCCCAAUCUUUUUUCUUCCAGCAGCUAUCUGAUGGAUUCGAGUUGGAGAGCAUCUCAGUCUUCUGUGCCGAAUUCUGGUGAAUCUAGUAGUUCAAUUCCGCUGCAUCCUCAACCGCUUAACGUGGCCCCCAUCAGCUGGUAUUCAUCGACACCAGAUAUCAAUGCUGGUUCAGUCUCAGUUGAAGCUAUAACUUUGCCGUCCAAGCGUAGCAACUCUCAGCGGCAUGCUGGGGGUCAGCCUGCAGUGGUUUUUUUUUCUGCUUAUCCAGCCAAAGAGGAGUGGGACAAUCUUUUAAAUCAUGCUAACGGUGGGGUUGCCCUUACUGGAUCGGCUUUGUAUGGAAAGGUUGGGCCAUUCAUGGGUUCAGUUGAUAUAGCUGAAUCUGAAGAUGCUUAUGUCUUCCGUGUUUCACUUCCCGGUGUUGCUAGGGAUGAACAAGUCUUUCGCUGUGAUGUUGGACAAAAUGGGAGAAUUCUCAUAAGAGGGGUGAGCGUGACCGGAGAGAGGAAGGUUCGCAGGAAGAAUAUGGUCUUUAAUAUGCAAACUCAGAACUUAUGCCCACCGGGUGAAUUUACCGUUUCAUUCCAGCUACCAGGUCCAAUUGAUUAUCUAAACUUGUCUUGUAAUUUUGGACCUGAUGGGAUUUUUGAAGGCAUUGCGAAGAAAAAACAGCAGGUCCUUUAAGGUCCAGUGAAAUAUUUAGAUCAAACUCCUUCAUCUCUAUGGUAGGGAGAAGCCAAAUUUAGAAGACCAGGAGCAAUGCUGCAGUUGAUUCCGGGAUCUUUGUGCAGCUUUUAGCCUUAUCUUGCAUCAUGGUUUAGUUCUUUUGUGUGUGUGCCAUCUUGUUGGUUCCAUCGUUAAGACUUACUAAGGGUGUGGCUACCCGAACUUAGCCACUUCUACAGAAUUGGAAAAUUGGGCUCAAACUAAUAGAUUUUGACUUUUGUGUUUAAAGACCAAGUAUUUUGUCCCUGUUGUUUAAUUGGUUUGCUAUGGUAUUCUUAUAUCCGGCAGUUUGCACCAAA
Capsicum annuum is the source of this 1400-nucleotide messenger RNA. Its product is annotated as alpha-crystallin domain-containing protein 22.3-like. Gene Ontology annotation, cellular component: nucleus. The record is from RefSeq and is a predicted model, not a curated record. NCBI's taxonomy places the organism in Eukaryota, Viridiplantae, Streptophyta, Magnoliopsida, Solanales, Solanaceae. The transcript has 4 exons. Bases 406 to 1059 code for a protein of 217 amino acids.